This is a messenger RNA of Saccostrea cuccullata (small rock oyster), 415 nucleotides long. Its product is annotated as SUMO-activating enzyme subunit 1-like. The coding region runs from base 11 to 304 and encodes 97 amino acids. The record is from RefSeq and is a predicted model, not a curated record. Lineage: Eukaryota; Metazoa; Mollusca; Bivalvia; Ostreida; Ostreidae. Gene Ontology annotation, molecular function: ubiquitin-like modifier activating enzyme activity. The transcript has 3 exons.
ACACGACUUUAUGAAUAAUAACAACAGAUGUCCUGAUGUCAAACAGAAAGAGAGUGACAUUAAGCUAUUAAUAGAACAGAAAACAGUGACCCUGGAGAAACUGAAACUCAGUCCCAGUCUACUGUCAGAUGACUUCGCCAGUUUCUGCUUUGCUGAGCUGAGUCCAGUAUGUGCCAUCAUGGGUGGAGUCAUGGGGCAAGAAAUCAUUAAGGCAGUAUCCCUGAAGGACCAGCCUCACGAUAAUUUCUUCUUCUACAACGGAAUAGAGGGCAGUGGCUUGGUCGACAAAAUUUCCUCAUCUUGACCCCGAACCUGACCCUGGAGCCAUGUAAUAGGACAUUAUCAUGGAAUGCUGGCUAUCUGUAUUGUAAUUCAUCUCAUUUUGUCAGUUGAUAUUGUCAAUAAAAUAUCAAAC